Selaginella moellendorffii is the source of this 1925-nucleotide messenger RNA. Its product is annotated as xylulose kinase 2. The record is from RefSeq and is a predicted model, not a curated record. Gene Ontology annotation, molecular function: D-xylulokinase activity. Gene Ontology annotation, cellular component: cytosol. Gene Ontology annotation, biological process: D-xylose metabolic process; xylulose metabolic process. The transcript has 11 exons. Lineage: Eukaryota; Viridiplantae; Streptophyta; Lycopodiopsida; Selaginellales; Selaginellaceae. The coding region runs from base 65 to 1738 and encodes 557 amino acids.
GAUGCGUAUAUAUAUAAUGGACCAACGAUUAUUGUGGUAGCAAUUCGAUCACUCGUUGAUAGACAUGCCGAGUAGCACCCUUGAUCUGCUUGGUAGCGGCUUGUUCCUGGGAUUCGACUCCUCCACACAGUCUCUCAAGGCGACCGCUGUGGAUGACAAGCUACGCGUGGUUGCGUCCCAGUGCGUGAAUUUCGAUUCGGAGCUCCCGCAGUAUGGCACCCGGGGAGGCGUGCUUCACCGGGAGAAAGAGGGCAGCAUCACCGCCCCGUGUAUCAUGUGGGUGGAGGCGCUGGAGCUCCUACUGGGUAAGCUCGCGGCGGAGAAGUUCCCCUUCCACAAGGUGGUGGCGCUCUCCGGGAGCGGCCAGCAGCACGGCAGCGUCUACUGGAGAAAGGGCGCGGCCCAGUUGCUGGGCGAUUUGGAUGUGGCCGGGGAUGACGAUCUAGCGGCCCAGCUGCGCGAUCGUGCCUUCUCCACGCACGACUCGCCCGUGUGGAUGGACUCGAGCACCACGCAGCAAUGCAGGGCCAUCGAGGAGGCGCUGGGUGGCGCCGCCAGUGUGGCGUCGCUCACGGGAUCGCGCGCCUACGAGAGGUUUACGGGGCCACAGAUACGGAAGCUGUACGAGAGGCAGCCCGAGGUGUACGGUGACACGGAGAGGAUAUCGCUGGUGAGCUCCUUCAUGGCCUCCAUCUUCUUGGGUCGCUAUGCCAGCAUCGACUACAGCGACGCUGCCGGGAUGAACCUCAUGGACCUCGAGAAACGCUGCUGGUCACACGCAAUGCUUGAGGCAACAGCUCCGGGACUGGAACAACGUCUAGGCCCCCUGGCUGCAUCUCACGAGGUGGCCGGGAACAUCCAUCCCUUUUUCGUGACAAAGUACGGUUUCCCGUCCGAGUGCCUUGUAGUUCACUGGUCUGGUGACAAUCCCUGCAGUCUCGCAGGCUUAGCAUUGGAACAUCCCGGUGAUAUAGCAAUCAGCCUUGGUACCAGUGACACGGUGUUUGGGGUGACGCGGAAUCCUCAGCCCGGACUCGAGGGCCAUGUCUUCCCAAAUCCUGUGGAUGUUAUGAAUUCUUACAUGGCCAUGUUGUGCUAUAAGAAUGGCUCGCUCACCCGGGAAGAUAUGAGAGAUCGCUACGCUGGCGGCUCCUGGCAGAAAUUCAAUCUUCUUUUGCAGCAAAGUCCUCCAUUGAAUGAAGGAAAGCUCGUCUUUUUUUACAAGGAGCCGGAGAUCUUGCCACCUCUCCCAGCUGGGAUGCAACGUUAUGUCGUGGAUGGCGACAGUGUGUCGGAAGUAGCCGGCGAGUUCUCUCCAUCGGAGGAGGUGCGAGGUCUGGUGGAGGGCCAGUUUGCGUCAAUGCGGGCUCACGCGGAGCGCAUUGGCCUGCCCAUGCCACCCAACCGGAUAAUUGCAACGGGUGGAGCAUCCGCCAACCAGCAACUGGUGCAGCUCAUGGCUAACGUCUUUGCUUGCGAUGUCUACCAAGCCCAGCAAACGGACUCGGCGUCGGCAGGAGCGGCAAUCCGUGCAGCUCAAGGCUGGGCAUCGCACCGGCAGCAACGAUUCGUUCCUCUCUCGGAGCUCAUCCACAAUACUGCGGCUGCCCCCAACGACAGCGCUGUGUUCUUGAAGCUGGUUGCGUCCGCACAGAGCUGCGACGAUGGCUACGAGCGCAUGGCCGCGACGAGGGCCAAGAUCGAGCAGCAGCUGCUGCUUGCGAGGCACUCUUGUUAAGCAGCACUGUGCUGUGUUUGCUUGCCACCUUUUGGUAAUCUAAGCUCGUGGCGGGCGGGCUGUCCCUGGCCGAGAAAGGCACCACGUAAGUAGCAAUCAGGACCAUGUAAACUCGGGCUGCUACUGCCUUUGUGUCGCAAUCAAUUGGCCAAAAGAUUGGAAUAGAUAAAUAUAUUGUUUUCGUAUG